CUACCAUGCUUGCUUCACGCAAACAAGACAGAAGACGGCCGACCCUUCAGCCAACUGUCACCAUCUUUGGAGAAGAAGUCAAAAAACACAGCCAUGGGGAAAGGAUGCAUCACAGUUACCAAGUACUUUCUGUUCCUCUUCAACCUCCUCUUCUUUAUCUUCGGAGCAUUGAUCACGGGCUUUGGCCUGUGGGUCCUCUUUGAUAACCAGAGCUUCAUUGCUGUUCUACAGGAGUCAUCAAACUCGAUCAAAGUGGCUUCCUACAUCCUCAUUGGGGUGGGUUCCUUAUCAAUGGGCAUGGGAUUCUUCGGCUGCAUAGGAGCCAUCUACGAAAUUCGUUGUCUGCUGGGUGUGUACUUCACCUGCCUCCUGCUCAUCCUCAUCGCCCAGGUCACUGCUGGAGUUCUCAUUUACUUUCAAAGAGAUCGGUUGAAAUAUGAGAUGUCCAACAUCAUAAAGGGCAUGAUAAUCAACUACACUGGCCAGAACAGGACCACAGAGCACACCUGGGACUACAUUCAGAGGACGAUGGAGUGCUGUGGAUGGACUAGUCCGGGCAACUGGUCUGAGAACAUUUUGAUCAAGAACAGCUCCCAGAACCUCUACCCAUGUUCCUGUCGCAAUGAGUCCCUGCCUGGCACGGACAUCAAGCAUGUCGGCCUGUGUGAGCACCUGUCUGCAGGCACGCCCAUCUAUCAAACGGGCUGUAUGACUAGCGUGGAGAAAUGGCUCCUGGAAAACUGUGGCGUUAUUCUGGGAAUCUGUGUCGGUGUGGCAGUAGUGGAGCUCCUUGGGAUGAUCCUCUCCAUGUGUCUGUGCAAGAGUGUCGUCCAGGAGGAUUAUACCAAAGUACCGAAGUACUGAGCUGAAGACGGAGCCAGCUACACACCACACACAGAUGGAUGGACUCUUUUUGUCUCCCUCUCCUUGUCUCACAUUCUUAAGAACACACUCACACACACGCAAAUUGAGACAGCUGUUGCCUCCAUUUGAGCUUCUCCUGCCUUGACAGCUGUGCAAAUUUCUCACGCCCCGUAUGUCCCACACACACAAACACACACACACCUCUCAAUCAAGCUUGGUGGAAGUAAGUCCACAAGUUACCGUUGUUGCGUUAUCAUUUUGUUUUUUUUAAGGAGACAUUUAUGAUGUUAUUGUAAUUUUUCUUUUUUAAAUGUUCAUAUAUGUGUUGUUUUGUUUUCCUGGGCUGACCUCAAUGAAGUGCUUAACAUAGUAGUAGAGAGCACUUUAGUGACAUUUGGUGAGCUGAGAGCCGGAGAAUCUUCUGACUCCGGGGCAUGGAGAUGAGAGAGAGACAAGAGGGUGAGGGUGGGUGCAUGGUAGACGCUCUCAAGAAAUUAAUACCACUGUGUGAUGCUGCAGCUGGUAUUUUUGGUGCAGAGGGUGGAGGAGAGGCCCAGGGCAGGGCUGAUGAGGUUGAGGUUUUGGCUUCUUUCAUCAGCUCCUUGUACUCAGUAGCCCUCCUCCUCCUCAUCCCUCCCUCUAUCCAUCAUCUGUUAGUGUCUAAAUCAUGUCCCUGUCCUUUUCUCGGGUGUGUCUGACUGGUAGCGAGUAGCUUAACAAAAUGACUAGUUUUGCAUGAAGUAAGUGUGUGUAUGAUGUGUUGAGUGAGUAUUUUAUUUCUUCUUGUUCUUUUUUUUAUAUUCUCAUGUCGUUUCUGUUUUGUUUUUACAGCUGUACAUAUGACUUUGGUAAGGGAUUAUGGCACUUCAGUGCUCGGUCAGCGUUUUAUAUGAGAAGCUGUCACCCACAUGCUCUUGUUUUAAGAGUUCAAUUGUUUUUCAUUUCCUGUCAGUUGUUGAUGAUGUACAGAGCACAGCAAUAGCUCGUCUGCACUAUUUUGGUCUGAAUCUGAGAAAUUACCCUUAGAAUGAAUCUGACAUCACUCUCUAUCGCUAUAUUUUAAUCUCUGUAGCAUGAAUUUGUGAACAGAUCAACCUACCAUAGCGCCUGCCCCAAACUUAUUUAUUUAAGCUCAUUACACCUGCCGUCAUUUUGAUAAAAUCAUAGCAAUAACAUGAAAACGGCAGCUGUGUGACCGCAAUGUAUUUUCCCUUCUCUGCGUCAUGGUUUAUUUUCCCUGAAGUAAUUUUCCCUGGUUUAUAUUAUUGGUUGCAAGAGCAGAGAAAAUGUUGGAAACUAGCAUUUUUAUUAUAAUACUGCAUAUUUCAGAAGCCGCUAUGAACAGAAAAUGACUGUUCAUCAUUCCAUGCUAUCCUUGCUAAAAAUGAUUCACAGAAAUGUUCCUCUACUCGUCAUCAGUCCUUCCACUUCAUUUCAAACACGCUAUUAUGGUUGGAUUUAUGGUUAAUUUCGUAUUUUGUGGAUAGAUUGCACUUUUAUUUGGUUAAUAGUUUUUCAUGCCAUCUCACAAACGAGGGUACAACUGGUCAGUUGUGUCAGAAUUACGGCCUCUAUUUUAUGACCUGUUCUAUUCAAAUAUUAAUUUAACUAAAUGAGUGAUGAAGGCUUUUUUAUGGUGUUUUUAAGAUAUUUUUACACUUUUACAAAAAAGUUAAAAAAAUAUUCGUGGAGCUGUAAGCCAUGUUUGAAAAACAAACGUUUCUUGUUAUUAUUGAGAACUAUUAAACCUGAACACACUAGAAUCAGUUGAACUUAUUUCAUUUUGUUUUUUUAACAACAGACAUUAACAACUAUGUAUUUAAUCUUUCCCUUGGUCAGUUGUCAGGUUUUGUACCUAAAGGAGCCAGAAGAUGGCAGUAUGUGUUCAACAGUGUCCUAGGCUCCAACAGAAAAGCUUUUGCACAAGAUGAGCAAAAUUAGUAUGUUAUGGCGUUUUAAGUGUAAAAUGAAAGAUUGCUCCUCAGUGAUUCAUUAUGUUUUUGAAAGCCUGAUUUGUAGAAGCUGCAGGUUUAAUUAUAGGGUUUCAUUUAGAUUCUUAAGAAAUUGCUUAUUUCACUACCUUCCCCUUUUUACACCUCCUAAGCUAAUUCAUUUCUUCUUUUCUUUUUAUUUCCCAGCUUAGUCUUUGUGUUUUCUUGUUAAAUUAGUCUAACUACCCUGUGGCUGAACAGAAUAAAGAGCUCCACAUCCCAUUUAUUUCACUCUGAUAGCAGGAUUUUUCCGGAAGCAAAUACAAAAGAGCUCCUCUCGUAAGAUUUAAGUGCAAUGACUCUUAUCAAGGAAAGGGAGCUUUAUGAUGUCAUGUCAUGCCAGAAGCUAAUAUCUCACCCCUGACUCACCAGGACUGCUUUUAAGCAAAACAACACUGUCACCACACGGACCUUGCUGCUUUAAUCCACUAUUGUCUAAGACAUUUAACCUCAGUAUGAGUACAGCUUAGUGUUCUCUCAGGAGACUGCUUUCAAGUAACUCAACACAGCCACAUCUCAUCAGGGAGCUCUGUCUAUGCUGAGUGCUUCAAGCGCCAAACAUCAAUUUCUCAUUUAGAACAUGAUAUUGGACUUCAGAACACUAACUGUGGGCCACGUGAAGGAAGAAAUCCACAAAUUGGAUUAAAGCAAGACAUUAUUGGACUAAGAAAAAGGCACAAUUUUGACUCAGAUCUUCAUCAGGCAACCGAGGGCAACAAGACAUAAGGAUAAUCUUGUUGACAUCAUAGUCAAGUCAUAGUUAAGAAAGUAACACUUUCAGUAUGACCCUCGGACGUAUGAUCAAAAAGUUACAGAAAUCAGAAUCAGUUUUCAUGAUUGAGGGGAGAAAUGAGGAGAAAAAUUGUGGUUCAGUUAAGGUAUAUCCAAUAAAAUCAUUAAUAUUCCA
Messenger RNA from Micropterus dolomieu (smallmouth bass), 3762 nucleotides. RefSeq names its product CD82 molecule b (gene cd82b). Lineage: Eukaryota; Metazoa; Chordata; Actinopteri; Centrarchiformes; Centrarchidae. The record is from RefSeq and is a predicted model, not a curated record. The coding region runs from base 94 to 864 and encodes 256 amino acids. The transcript has 10 exons. Gene Ontology annotation, cellular component: membrane.